CCUCGCCCCAACCAGCACACUGUGACAGGUUUCAACACGCCAACCACGCCUAAUCCACAUUCUGUGGGGUGGGGACAUUUAAUCUCCUUUGGUCCGCACAUGUCUAUUGAAAUUUGAGAUGGUUGUGACGAACUUGACAGAAGCUCUUUGCUUCUUCCCCUGCUGCACAAGCAUCCAUGAAUCACAAAGAACAAGUCAUACCCGACAUUACGAUUGAACGACCGCAGAAGGCAUUGGAUCAUGCUAUAAAUUUACACUCGACGUCAACUAGAAAGCUCGACAAAUGCGACCGGGCAGAGGAUGUCGUUGCCCAGACCAUUCACGACGCUGGAUUGGCGCACAAUUUCUACAACCAGAAUGCUGCAGCCUUAGACUCGGCAUCUGACGCGAUGGUCGUGGACAUCUCAAAGAAGAAUGCGACCGACUUUCUUGGAGAGGCAAAGAAGUUGAUGGAUGCCCUAGAUGUUCUGCAACAGGUCCACCCGUUUGUUGGUGUGGCUAUACUCGCUUUCAAGGCUGUCGUCAAUCUUGAGCUAACGCGAAGGGAAAAUGAUCGUAGAGUUGGAUUGAUGAUCGCUCAGGCAUCUGAUAUGAUGACCAUGCUUCUCCAACUUAAGGACACUAGAGACCCUGCCAUCGUGGGACCUCACGGUGAAAUUCGGGGGCGACUGCAACGUGUCACAGACGGCAUCAAGAAAGAUAUCGAGGAUUGCGGAAAUGCCAUUGACAAAUACUACAAGUCAAAAUUCAUUGUGAAAUUCUUCAGAUCAUCUCACUGGGCGAGCGAGUUCCUGAAACUUUGCAGCAGCUUUUCCCAGUGCGCCCAGGACCUCCAGCUCGCCUUGAAUAUCAGGACGACGUUAAGAGUUGACAUUGCAAUCGAUAAGCUGGAGAAACUGAUCCAGCGGCCAAGCGAACGCGAAGCAAGAUUCGAGAAAGAAGUGCAAAUGCGCGGUGGAAAGGAGAAGUGUUAUGGAAGCCAAGAAAUAAUGGUAGAGCUACUGAAAAUUGCCGAGCAUCGGGAAGCACGUCCACAGAAUACAGCAUAUCCCGAUCCUUCCUCCAAAGAUGUCAACAAGCCUGCUUCCAAGACCGCUUCGGCGAGCGGAUCGGUCGAUGAGAAGUCCCGCCUUGAUGCCUCGCUACUUUACGAACUGUAUGCUGAUUUACGCAUCUUGCUCGACGAGAACCGCGCGCUCUUCAUGUUCAAGCUUGACAGGCAGACAUCUGACAUCAAAGAUGCUAUAAUGGAUUCUGAAGCGCGCAUCAUAUGGGCCUUCAACAACAGAUUCCAACGGGUCAAGGAUCCACACCUCCAAUAUAUCUGGAGAGAAAUGAAAUGGACAACAAAUGUCAAGGUGCUAUACUUCAUCGCGGAACUCUAUGACUAUUACGUGAAUCGUUUCUCCCACCGCCGUCAUGAUGCUCUACGCCCACAAGUGACAUCGGAUGCUUCAUCUUUGAUGGUGCGAUUUCCAUCCCCAACACCUACUGUCUCCGUCACCUCGGAUUCAGAAGGAGAAGAUCACGAGAUUCCAGCAGUAGAUCCCGCAUACCACGAGCUUCCUGCAGUUGACCCUGCAGACAAGUGGUGCUUGAAAUACUUGAGCGUUUUCUAUGUUCCAAGUUUAUCGGAAGGCUUCGAUGGCGAUGCAAACGGUUUGGUCAGCAUAAGGGAAGUGAAUGCCUUUACUUCUGCGAUACCUUCGGGCUGGAGUCUGCCGCAAGCACUUGCGUACUGGGCUGCAGGGUGGAGAGUGGAUAGCCAAUAUUACCACACGCGAAUUGAACAGAUCUUGGACAGCAUGAUUUAUGUGCAAGCAGAUGCGCUUCCAGAAAAUUGGAGGUGUAUCAUCAGAUACUUGCAUUCAUAUCCUAUUCGUGGUAUCAAAUGUCUUGUCCGUUCUCUUACAGAGCUUGGAACAGAGAACUCGGACUUGGAUCUCACGCGAUUGGUUGCUCGGCGUCGCACGGCUCAGGAGCAAAUGUUAGCGGAUAAGCUUAACAUCGUGAAGUAUGAAAUUGACUCCACGGAUUCUAUCAAACUCUUCGGAUCUGGUCGCAUCGAAAAUUUUUUGCUACCUUUGCUUUACCUAGUGACCAGGAGGCAUUUACAGAUCAUGAAACUCGCCAGCACAGUAAUUCUGGCUGAGAGAGAACUCGAGUCUGCAACUCAAACGAUAGAAAAUAUCCUGGAGGGGGUGUCUCUGCGUGUGGAGCAACUGGCAGGUACGCUUCCAAACUGUAACGUGAUGAGCCAUUCCCUUCCACAAUCGCAGAAUCAUUCCGUCAGCAGGGAAAUGAUCCGAAAGUAAGAUUCACUUGGUAUGCGUAUGGAUUGUACAAUUUUUGGUACAGUCCAGGACUGAUCACAGACGACACCGAAUACUGGCAAACCCACGAUUUCGGGUUUGACGAGACUGAGCUGGAGAUCGAUACGAC
Messenger RNA from Suillus paluster, 2442 nucleotides. RefSeq lists its product as uncharacterized. Bases 177 to 2315 code for a protein of 712 amino acids. The record is from RefSeq and is a predicted model, not a curated record. Gene Ontology annotation, biological process: cell surface receptor signaling pathway. Lineage: Eukaryota; Fungi; Basidiomycota; Agaricomycetes; Boletales; Suillaceae. The transcript has 12 exons.